Tachyglossus aculeatus (Australian echidna) is the source of this 1371-nucleotide messenger RNA. RefSeq names its product DND microRNA-mediated repression inhibitor 1 (gene DND1). The transcript is spliced from 5 exons. Gene Ontology annotation, cellular component: nucleus; cytoplasm. The record is from RefSeq and is a predicted model, not a curated record. Gene Ontology annotation, molecular function: mRNA binding. Gene Ontology annotation, biological process: mRNA stabilization; negative regulation of miRNA-mediated gene silencing. Lineage: Eukaryota; Metazoa; Chordata; Mammalia; Monotremata; Tachyglossidae. Bases 1 to 1080 code for a protein of 359 amino acids.
AUGGAGUCCGAGCCGGAGGCUAAGCUGUGGUGCGACCAGGUCAACCCGGCCAACAAGGCGGCGCUGGAGGCCUGGCUGCGGGAGACGGGGAUCCGGCUGGUGCAGGUGAACGGCCAGAGGAAGUACGGCGGGCCUCCCCCAGGCUGGGUGGGCGGCCCGCCGGCCCCGGGGUCGGAGGUGUUCAUCGGGCGGCUGCCGCAGGACGUGUACGAGCACCAGCUGAUCCCGCUGUUCGGGCGGGUGGGCCGCCUCUACGAGUUCCGCCUGAUGAUGACCUUCAGCGGGCUCAACCGGGGCUUCGCCUACGCGCGCUACAGCUCCCGGCGCGGGGCGCAGGCGGCCAUCGCGGCCCUGCACAACCACCCGCUGCGGCCCGCCUGCCCGCUGCUCGUCUGCCGCAGCACCGAGAAGUGCGAGCUGUGCCUCGACGGGCUGCCCAGCGCCCUGCCCCGCCGGGCCCUGCUCCGGGCCCUGCACCCGCUGGCCGGGGCCCUCACCGGCGCCGCCCUCCUGCCCAGCCCCCUCAGGCCCCCCGACAACAUCGCCCUGCUCCGCUUCUCCUCCCACCGCGCCGCCGCCAUGGCCAAGAAGCUCCUCGUCGAAGGGCACCUGUGGCUGGGUGGAGAGCAGGUGACCGUGGACUGGCUGAAGCCGGAGCUGAAACAGCAACUGCGCUUACAGGGCGCCGGGGAGCCCAGCAGUCCUCCCCCGAGCCCGGCCCCAUGGGCAGGGCCUGAGGACGGGGGGCCCCCGGCCUGUGCCCUGGCAGCUCUGCACGGGCUGUGCCAGCGCCAGCAGCUGGGCGCCCCUGUGUUCCUCACCAAGUGCCUGGGGUCAAGCCUCACGGGCUGGUACUACUUCUGGUACCAGGUGGUCAUCCCUGGCCACGCCGUGCCCUUCAGCGGGCUGAUGUGGGUGGCAGUGGACCACGGCGGGCAGAACGAGCACGAGGCCGCCAAGGAGGCGGUGGCUUUGCGCCUGCUGGACGUUCUAGGGGGUCCAAAAGCGUGGAUGGCACCCGAAACCUCACCUCCAGGUUCCGCCGGGGACUUGGUUUGGGCCCGGGCGGCAGCGAGGUGAGAGGGUGAAAGUUGGGAGGCAGGGGCUUUUCCCCUCCUCCCCGCAGGGUGAAGGAGCCCGCGCCAAGAGGGACGGGGCGAUGGAGCCGCCACGGAGCUGGAACCGGCCGCCUUCCUCCCCCUGGCCCGCCUCCCGCUCCCCCUGCACCUGUUUCCUUCUGGUUUGUUGGUUUACUCCGGGGCAGAUGUUCUCUCCGCCCCCGUUCCGUUGGGUAUGGGCCCGGGGCCUAAGGCUGUGUGGGCUGAUUGCCUCUUGCUUGUAUUUAUUAAAGCAUUUCGUUCCUGUCCCGAA